AUGGCAUUCACACAAAUUGGAUGUUCUUCAUUGUAUAACACUGGACGAAAUGCUUCACCGACGACAACAAUCUCAUUAAAUAAUGAUGUGUCGUCUCAUAUUGGUGAUGGAUUUUUAACACAUGAUUAUCCUAUCAAACCGAAUUCUUGGGAAUGUGUCAGUGAACAAUCUCAACCACAAGAAUUAUCAACCAACUCAUUUACUUCCUUGAAUCGAAAACACUAUCACCAAUUAGAAUAUUCUGGACGAACUUAUCUACAUGAUUUAAAUCCAUCUGACUUACUACUACAACAACAAAAUUCAAAUAGAGAAGAUUUCAAAAUGAAAGGAAAAUCGAUUCUCAAUAAUUUACAAGCAUUAUCUUCAGAAAUCUUAAUGAAUGGUUUCAAUUAUGCGACGUCAAAGACUUCAUCAGAUCCACAUACCCACCAACAGCAACACCAUCAAUAUUCGAAUCGUUUCCAUCAUCCUUUAAACGAUCAAAAAUCCAGUGAUCAUCUCUACCAUCCACAAUAUCAAUCUGAUCAGGCGACACCAUCAUCAUUAUCGAUCAACCUUCAAGAAUCAUCCAUGUAUUUUAAACAACAACAACCCCCACCACAGAAAAAUAGUAAUCAUGAUUUAGAAAUGACCAGUUCGUCGAAUUAUUCUGACCAAGACGUAACAGAAAAUCGAUUACUGACAUCCGUUUCUUCAACAGAAGCAGUACAUACUGGAGAAAAUCAUGAAGUCAAACCAAAUCAGCAGUAUAGUAAUAUAAGUGCUGAUUUACAAUUGAUGCAUAAAGCUGAAAAUGAUUUGACAGAAUGUGCAAAUUACACACCAAAUUUAAAUAAGUUAUUUUCAUCGAAAGUAUUAUUCAAUCAUACACAACAACAACAACAACAACAUACUACUGAUAAUGACUUAAUGAGUAGUAGUAGUAAUAGUAGUGGCAUUAAUACAAUGAGUACGACAAAUGAUCAUUUAUAUGCUGAUAAAAAACAUCAUGAUUUAAAUAUGGUUGUACCAACAACAAUUUCCUUAUUCCCAACGAAUACUACUUAUACUACUGGUACAACAUGUAGUAGUAGUAGUAGUAAUAAUAGUAGUAUGAAUGAGAUUCACAAAAAUCAUACAACUGAAACAAUUAUGAGGAAUUAUGAAAAAUUUCAACCGAAUGAUUAUAAAUUAUUAUUUGAAAAGAAUUUAUCCAAAAUAAACGAACAUCUGCCUCCAAAAUUUUCGAUUGAUACAAAACAUUGCUCGUCAACAUUGUCUACAAUAUGUUCACCGACAAAUGGUUUACGAAUCAAUGAGAUGAUCAAUCCAAACGUAACAAUAAUGUCAACAGCAACAUCAACAACGAAUUCCACAUAUCAUGGUACUACAACAAUUUCAAAUCAAUCGACUAAAUUCCAUACUUAUUCAUCACAAGAAUACAACAAGAAUGCAAUUAUGCAUUUGAAACAAUCCACCUAUCCAUUUCCUUUUCAUCCAGAGAAUAAUUGUAAUAAAUUUAGUAAUAAUAAUCAUAAUGUUAAUAAUAAUAAUAAUAAUCAUUUGUAUUCAUCCCCUGUAAACUUACCACCUCCUCCUCAUCAUCAUCAACAUUUGUCAAGAUCUGUUCAACAUUCAAUGAAUGCGCAUUUAAAUCAAUCAGUUUAUUUAAACAACAAUGGGCAUUUAAGAAAUUUCAAUCAGUUGAAUGGUCCUGGCAAUGGACAUUCAAAUCAUCAUGGAUUUACUUAUAGUCUUGAUGGUACACGACGUAAAAAUGCAACACGUGAAAGUACAACUACAUUAAAAGUUUGGUUACAAGAACAUAUGAAAAAUCCUUAUCCUACAAAAGGUGAAAAAAUUAUGCUUGCUAUUAUUACUAAAAUGACAUUAACCCAAGUUUCUACAUGGUUUGCAAAUGCUAGAAGACGAUUAAAAAAAGAAAAUAAAAUGAGUUGGCCAUCAAAAUCCAUUGGAAGUAUUCAUAGUAAUAGUAGUAAUAGUAAUAGUAAUAAUAAUGGUAUAGAACAAAAAAGUUCAACUCAUUUAAAUUCUACACCAAAUUCAAUGAUCAAUCAUCAUCUACAUCCUACUACUACUACUAUUAAAGAUUCAAAUCAUUUACUCGAUGACGAUGAAACAAUGUUAGACGAUGAACAAACGAUGAAAGAUGAAGAUGAUGCCGAUGCUGAUGAUGAUGAUGAUGAUGACAUUGAAGAUCAAGAUGGUGAUCAUGUUGAUGAUGAUGAUGAUGAUGAUGUUGAACAAAAUGAUAAUGGUGAAUACAUUCAUGAAAAUUAUGACGAUCCAGUAGAUACUGAUGAGAUUGUAUCGAAUAAAUAUGCUUAUCAACACACGUAUUUAAAUUCAUUUCAUCAACCAAUGCCAUCAUUCUUACCACAACAUACAAUACAAGAUUCUUUCAGAUGUUGUGAACCAACUAAACAUCCUAACAAUAAUAUCAAUCUCUUUUCAAAUGGUAGACAUUUAGAAACUGUAGAAAAUUCAUUGUUUCAAUAUGAUUCCAUUGUUUACCAACAAACAUUUCCACAUUAUACCAAUAAUUUAUCAAAUCUACAUUUUCAUAAUGAUAACAAUCAAAAUGGAAUUUGUCAUUCAUUGCAUCAAAAUCAUGAAUAUUUUUUAAAUAAAACUGAUUAUCUACUUGCUAAUAAUAAUAAUAAUACUUCAAGUACUAUCACUACUACUGAUACUACUGUUAAUAGUAGUAGUAGUAGUAGUAGUAGUAGUAGUACUAGUGCUAGUAAUAAUAAUGAAUCUAAUAUACACUGUAAAUUACAGUCACAAUCAAAAUCAGUUUAUCCUACCCAGCCAACGUGUUCCAAUAUUUCUUCGGAUCAUCAUUCUAUGAAAUAUCACCAUAAUCCGACGAAUCUAUCUGUCUCCGCCUAUUUACCUACAUUAAUGGAUCCAUCGGCUUCCUGUGUAUCGUCCGCUUCCGCCUCCACCUCAUCGUCAUCAUCCUCAUCUUCAUCAUCAUCAUCAUCAUCUAGUUCAUCGUCCAUACCAAUCAACAAUACUUCAGUGGAUUAUCAACAGUCGAAUUACUUACCGCCGUCGUCAUCAUCAGCAACAUCGUCCACUGUAUUUAUUCAGGAUGAUCAACUAGCUUCACUGCGACAAUCUAUGGACCAAUCAAAUUAUUCCAUGUUAAAGCAUAAUAAUAAUAAUAAACCACCGCCAUUACUGAUGAACACAGAGAUUAUGUUGAAUGCUAAAUGUCUUUUUUAA
Schistosoma turkestanicum is the source of this 3231-nucleotide messenger RNA. NCBI's taxonomy places the organism in Eukaryota, Metazoa, Platyhelminthes, Trematoda, Strigeidida, Schistosomatidae. The record is from the annotation of a GenBank genome assembly.